Paecilomyces variotii is the source of this 378-nucleotide messenger RNA. RefSeq lists its product as hypothetical. The transcript has a single exon. The record is from RefSeq and is a predicted model, not a curated record. Bases 34 to 288 code for a protein of 84 amino acids. NCBI's taxonomy places the organism in Eukaryota, Fungi, Ascomycota, Eurotiomycetes, Eurotiales, Thermoascaceae.
CUUCGCCCACAAUCAGACGAGACCUUUUUCUCCAUGGUGAGCAAAAGAACAGUUCUCGCGCUUCCGGUGCUCGUCCAUCUUUGCCCCCCCUGGUCGGGGUUCGACAUCGGUGACGCCCCGCUGGCCACCCGCGUGGUUGCGUUGCCCUCCCCCUGUCUCUCAGCCAGCUUCCCCGCCGCGGCCAUCGGGCCAUCCGGUUUAGCGGUGAGAGACGCAGCGCACUGUCUGUGGAAUGUCGGUGCAGAUGUGGCAGCAGCUGCUAGAAAGAGAUCCUGUAGCCAGUUCUAGUAUCAACUACCUUAUUCUAUUCGUCCUGACCUGAUUUCCGAGUCCACACCUUGACACUCUUGUUCAAUCCAGGAAAUUUACAUAACAAUA